Molecule: messenger RNA, 692 nt
Organism: Parus major (Great Tit)
Lineage: Eukaryota; Metazoa; Chordata; Aves; Passeriformes; Paridae
Gene: HTD2
Product: hydroxyacyl-thioester dehydratase type 2
Exons: 1
Coding region: 47-574 (175 amino acids)
Source: RefSeq, a predicted model, not a curated record
AGUAGAGAAUUAGUCUUGGACUGAAUGCAGUUGUUGGUUCGGCUGCAUGCUGGAGAAGUUCCUGGAAAUGUUGCAGCCCUUCAGGCGUGGAAUUUCUGGAGGGAUUUUCCAACAAAAAGCCUUGACAAAGCCAACGUUUAUCAACUCGCUGCUUGGACAUCCCGUAUUUCAGAAUUUGCACAUAAAAGUUGGAGACAAAGCUGAACUUAGCAAGGCUUUUACACAGAAUGAUGUAGUUACUUUUUCUUGUUUAACAGGUGACACAAAUCCUUUGCAUUUAAAUGAAGAGUUUGCAAAGAAGUCUAGGUUUGGGAGAACUGUUGUCCAUGGAGUUCUCAUCAAUGGACUUAUUUCUGCAGUUCUGGGUACAAAAAUGCCUGGUCAAGGAUGUAUAUUUCUUUCCCAGGAGAUUCGUUUUCCAGCUCCUUUGUAUGUUGGUGAAGAAGUCACAGCUGCAGCAGAAGUGAAACGACUGAAGGGUUCUGUUGCACACAUUUCUGUGUCAUGUCAGGUCAGAGAAAGUGGAAAAACUGUAAUGGAAGGGAUGGUGAAAGUCAUGGUGCCAGAGAGUUAAGGCUGUUCAUCAUGUGCAACUUCAGUAUAAAGGCCAGAACCAAUGUACACUUGGUUUUGACUCUCUUUUUAUGUGACAUCACUUAAACUAGUAAAUUCGCAACAAAAACCUUUCAAAA